GUGUAGGUAAUCGUCUUGAAGUAAUCGCUCUCUUUAACGGGAAUCGAUCCGCGAUGUCCGUCGACUUCACGAACGAAGUGGAGGUCCGCGAGUUCCUCAGCGGAAUCCGCACCGAGUACAGCUACCAGUGUCUGCGGGAGCGAGAACCAGAGGGCUGCCAUCGUCUGGCUGAGUUCCUACACAGCGUCGAGCGAGACUUUCCAGCGGCAGCCAAACUCCUGCAGCUGAAUUGUGAGAAGAAUGGCUUCACGAAGAGCUGUGCCAAGCUGGGGACGUACCACGCGCUGGGCAGGGGAGGAGUGGUGGUGGAUUUGGCUCGUGCUGUUGAGCUCUUCUCGAGGUCUUGCCUGGGGGCGGUGACCCCCGACCCGGCAUCUCCAGCCUCCGGUGCCGCGUCCCCAGGCUCCGUUGCCGCGUCCCCAGGCUCCGUUGCCGCGUCCCCAGCCUCCACCACUUUCACCCCGUCCCCUGAGGGCUGCAACAACCUUGGCGAGAUGGCCAGGCAAGGCAGAGGCUUCCCUGGCGGGCAGGCCCGUCCGGAGGUGGCUCGCCGCGCGUUUGAGUUGGCGUGUGCAGGUGAGGUCGCCUCCAGCUGCCUCCAGCUCAGCGUCAUGCUCAUGCAGGCGGAGAGCAGGGACAUGCCGCGCGCCUUGGUCUAUGCGGAGCGCGCCUGCCACCUGGGUCACCCGUGGGGCUGCAUUAACGCCGGGCGGAUGCUUCACCUGGGGGAUGGAGUCAAACCCGACCCUGAGAGGGCACGGGAGCUCAGGGAGCGAGCCACGCUGCUCGCCCGGGCAGCACACUGAGGACUUACGCUUACGAGACAAGAGAUAUGAUAAAAUAAUGGACACUUGAGCUUUCGCCUUCCAUCUCACUGACCAGGAUUGGCACUAGCAAGGGAAACGCAGUACACGUGGGCACUCAAUACACAACACCGAUACGCCACGACAUGGUACGUGAUGGUACACGAUACUCCACACUCCACAAAUAUGAACCCGUGUGAUAUGCAUGUACCCAUGUGAUGCACAUGAAACUAUGAAUCAUGUGUAUCACGUGUCCAGCUUGAAUACAGAACACACGGCACUUGGUGGUCUCAGACUUACUCAGGCUGACAGAUUUAUCUGACAGAAUCCAAAAUUUGGGACCAAGAGGAAGAUCUAGUGCCAGGCGGUGGUGAUGAUGAGACUGUAUGAGCGGUCCCUGAAGGAUUGCGUUAACUGUGACAAGAGGAAGACCUAAAGCCAGAUGAGAUGCUGCACCCUGCAUUGGAUCUGGCAGAAGCAGGGAAGCAAUGCUGAUGUUUGGUGACCUCUGCACGGACGGACUGGUCUUUAUAGUAUAUGUUUUGAAGGGAUUAUUAUUCUUGGGUCUUUCGGUAAAGUCACGUAGAUAGGUUCAAAGAAAAUAACAAAAAACUACGACGUUUCGAUCGCAAUGCAAGCAAUCGUCAUCAGGAUGUACCCAUGUGAUGCACAGGAAACUAUAGUAAUCGUCAUCAGGAGAUGACGAUUGUGUUACAAUCGAAACGGUAGUUUUUUGUUAUUUUUGUUUUCUUUGAACCUAUCUAUAUGACUUUACUGAAAGACCCAAUAAUAUGAAUUCCUGCAGUCACGAAAGCUUUAAGUCUGAUUAUUGUUGGGAAUUUUGUCUGGAGAAAUAAA
Messenger RNA from Lethenteron reissneri (Far Eastern brook lamprey), 1661 nucleotides. RefSeq names its product cytochrome c oxidase assembly factor 7-like. Gene Ontology annotation, molecular function: protein binding. Gene Ontology annotation, cellular component: mitochondrial intermembrane space. Lineage: Eukaryota; Metazoa; Chordata; Hyperoartia; Petromyzontiformes; Petromyzontidae. The record is from RefSeq and is a predicted model, not a curated record.